AUGGACUUACUUGAUGAUACAAUAGAAUACACGCUUGUGCAGAAACCUAUGUGCAGAGCUUAUGAAAUCCCACCGUCAGCCAGAUCAACUGGCCAUAUGGCCGCAGAGUGGAAAAACUGCAUUUUCCAAGGAAAAGUAAGAGUGAUUGCGUCAGAAAAUAAGUGCGCUAUACAAUUAAUUACGAAUGAUAACCAACUAUUUGUAUCCUGCCCAGUUGAUCCUCAUGCAGUUGAAAGGUCAGUGGAAAGGGCUACUGACAGCUCGAGAUAUUUUGUGCUAAGAGUGGUGGGACCUAACGGAGCUCAUGCGUUCAUAGGAAUGGGAUUUGAUGAAAGAAAUGAUGCCUUUGACUUCUGGGCAGCUUUGGUUGACUUUUCUGGGCAAAUAAAGAAUGAAGAGCAGGCUGUUUUACAUCAGUCCAGCCCUGGCCCAGACUUAUCUCAUUUGCAAUUGGGACAGGGACAGUCAAUUUCCUUAUCAGGAGCAUCUACAAAUAAAACAGUUACAAAUUCUCAGCCAAAGCCACUUCCACGCCUAGCAAAGCCACCUCAAUAA
Molecule: messenger RNA, 555 nt
Organism: Blepharisma stoltei
Lineage: Eukaryota; Ciliophora; Heterotrichea; Heterotrichida; Blepharismidae
Source: the annotation of a GenBank genome assembly